Molecule: messenger RNA, 1656 nt
Organism: Phaeodactylum tricornutum CCAP 1055/1
Lineage: Eukaryota; Bacillariophyta; Bacillariophyceae; Surirellales; Neidiaceae
Exons: 3
Coding region: 450-1487 (345 amino acids)
Biological process (GO): regulation of DNA-templated transcription
Molecular function (GO): sequence-specific DNA binding; DNA-binding transcription factor activity
Source: RefSeq, a predicted model, not a curated record
ACAAGGCCAGCUUCUCACCCUCACCCUCACACGAGAACGACGACAACGUCGAGAACCAAUGUCAUAUUCAGGAACCAUUCCGCCUGCAAAGCAUGGAGAGGAGAGAAGAUUCUCCUUGGGGACCAAUACCUCUGCGUUGGCGUUGCAGCGGUCUUCCUUUCCUGCUACCAAGCAGAAACUCAGUAGUGCUCUCUAUGGUGCCAGUGGCCUUUUAGCCAAAAAGCUCAAAGAAGGCAGACGGCGAGGGAUCCCCUACUCCACGUCACCCCCCUCGCCGUGUGCCCGUUUUGCAUGACUAUCAUGACAACUAUCGCGAUCCACUGAACUUUCAAACCGUAAAGAAGGGCCCGGAUACGGCCAACGUUGAUGAUUCUGCGGAGGGUCGGAAGGAGAGCAGGGCCGUUUUUCGUGGUGGCGUUUCGGUCCAUUUUCCGGAGCGUCUCUUUGAAAUGCUGGAGCAAGUGGAUUUGAUUGGAAUGGCUCACGUUGUCUCGUGGCAGCCCCACGGACGAGCCUUUCUCGUGCAUCGGCCGCAAGAGUUUGUUGCGGAAGUUAUGCCACGCAAAUUUGAACCCAGUUUCUUUCGUCAGAGCAAGUUUACAUCGUUUCAACGUCAAUUGAAUCUCUACGGAUUUGUUCGUUUAAGUACGGGUCGAGACUGCGGAAGCUACUAUCACGAAUGCUUUCUCCAAGGCUGUCCUGCGCUAUGCCGCCGGAUUGUGCGCCGCCGCAUCAAAGGGAACGGAGUCAAGCCGGUGCCUUCGCCUUCCACCGAGCCGGAUUUCUACAACAUGGAAUGGUGCGAGGCGUCCGGUCCCAAAGCAACGGAAGGGGAGCAGCCGAGACCGACAGUCCAUGCCAAAACGAAUCGUGAACAUUCUCAAUUCGUUCCGUGUGCCGCCACGUCCACGUCCACCGGUGGUUUCCACGGAAUCCCCGAUCACCACGGCUACGCGUGGGCCGGUCAGCGUCACCACGGAGCGCCGGGUGCCGACGCGCGAUUCUUGAAUUCCGAAGCGGCUUACACGAAUCCGAUGCUUGCGAAUCCCUGGGCUACCUACUCGAUGACAUCAGAAAGCCAUCGUUCGUUUGCUCCGCAGUUUUUCGGAAAUUCCGGGGAGCACAUGGGCCAUACGGGUAUGCUUGGUUGGGAUCCGUACGCGUCGGGCAGCAACACAGCUCCCUUUCGUUGGAAUUCGUCGUUCCAGCCUCCGAGCGCUGCGGGGCGGGGUCUCGUGCGCGACCACCCUUUGGAGGGGCGGUUGGUGACGUUUGGUCGCGGGGACUUGGACUACUCGCGACGAUAUUCCGCCGGAGGUGGCGGUCUGGACGGCGGCGAAGUGCGAUCGAACGUGCGGAUGAGCAAACUACCGGAAGAUCCGUACGCAGCGGAAGAAAACCCGUGGUCGUUGUUGUCCGACUUUGCGGCGUUGGACGACGCGGCCAACCAAGAUCCAGUCAAGGACUUUUGGUACGGGAACCGGUAGACUUUGUCGGUCACGAAAAUUACUAGGAAAAGGCUGGUGGAGCAAUGGUAAAGAAAAAAGAAGCAUUGGAAUUUGAAUGUGUCGCUGCCGAUGUGUAAAAUCGUUGACUGUGAAUUAAGUUAUUUAGGUACAUGGUCGGCCCGAACCUAGUGCACCGAGCGCCAGUGUC